AUGUCACCAGCUUUCGACUCGCGGCCGCCGACACGAAAAGGUUCCGAUCAUCAUGGCACGGUACCGCGCGUGAUUGACGGCUACCUGCUCGAUUCAAAGAGAAUUGACGAUUGCUUCACCAUUUACUUCACCCAAUACCAUCCGCUCUUUCCUAUCUUGGACCCUUCAAUAGGGCCGAAUGACUAUUAUGACCAAUCGCCGUUCUUGUUUUGGACUAUCGUGGUCACGGGAUCGCGGCGGUACUCUGAACAUGAAGUCCUAGAGAGGACGAGCCAACCCAUCACCCAGCUCGCAUUCUCUUCAAUGGCGCUACGCACCUCACAAGUUCCGAUCAUCCAAGGUCUACUAAUUCUGUGCACAUGGCGACUACCCACCAACUCAAUGUACAAAGAUACGACACACCUCAUGUGUGGAUCGGCAGUGCAUCUAGCGACACAGAUUGGUCUGCACAUAGCAGGUGUUGGCCAGGAUUUUGCUAGGACGCCGCUUGAGAAGGACCAGUCACUCAAGGUGCAACGCGCCAGGCUCUGGCUGUGUUGCGUCAUCGUUUCCAUAAGAACGAGCUGUGUUGAAGGUAUACCACCUCUUGCUGAGUCAUUCUUCGAUGGCGAUGAACAAGACCGUGAAGACAUGGUUCCAUACCUCCCGUCUGACCUGCAGUUCCUGCAUAAAGUCUACAUCAUCCUCAUGCGUGCCAUGGUUGCCAUGGGCAAGACCAACUUACAAUCCAUUCAUUGUGAUGUCCGUGUAUUACGAUCAUUGAUUGGCAUAUUCGACUCGCAACUCCUCAGCUUGGCCCCAUCCUCUCCAAGUGAACUCGACUCGUUCGAAGUCCGCUUGCUCAACAUCUAG
Molecule: messenger RNA, 852 nt
Organism: Alternaria incomplexa
Lineage: Eukaryota; Fungi; Ascomycota; Dothideomycetes; Pleosporales; Pleosporaceae
Exons: 4
Coding region: 1-852 (283 amino acids)
Biological process (GO): regulation of DNA-templated transcription; DNA-templated transcription
Cellular component (GO): nucleus
Molecular function (GO): transcription cis-regulatory region binding; DNA-binding transcription factor activity, RNA polymerase II-specific; zinc ion binding
Source: RefSeq, a predicted model, not a curated record